Cyclospora cayetanensis is the source of this 462-nucleotide messenger RNA. RefSeq lists its product as uncharacterized. The coding region runs from base 1 to 462 and encodes 153 amino acids. Lineage: Eukaryota; Apicomplexa; Conoidasida; Eucoccidiorida; Eimeriidae. The transcript has 5 exons. The record is from RefSeq and is a predicted model, not a curated record.
AUGAAUGGCUGCAGCAAGAGGGCUUCCUGUGCAGCGCUGCGGCCCUCCCUGUCGCUGCUUCCUUAUGGAGCGCAGAUUCAACAUUGGGAGGCUGCAGACGUGCUGAGGCGCAUGCAUACACCCGAAAGCGGAAGCAGCCACAAGCUGCACCCCUGUAUGGACACCUGGAGCACCCACAUGCAGUGCCUGCGCCGAUUUCCGUCUUCGUCAGAUCGGCGUUGCAAAGUUUCUGGAGAGCAGCACGAGCGAUGCCUGAGGGAAAACAAGACGUGGAGGCCUUCUGACUCUCUCAGAGCUUUAAAGCUUCUUGAAUUUUUCAAGGUGUUUGCUGAGACGAAGAGCUUCAAAUAUCCGAAGCCGAACGUUGGAGCCACCAUUGCAGGAGCCGUUGUGGAUUUUCCUGGCCUUCAGAAGAGGCGCGAAAGCGGCGAAAUCGACUACUGCGCAUUCACGGUUGCGUAA